AUGCUAUUGAUGCUGUGCUCCGUACGUAUUCACCCUCUAACUCCUCGUGUCCCCCCGCCCGCCCGGCCCAUGGGCUCCGUCCGACUCUCACCUCACCCCGUCUCACCCACGGCCAUGCCAGAGGAGAAGCGCAGUGUUGGUGAAGCGGACGAGCCCUUGCAUGGGCCGUGGACGAACGGCCAAUAUGACGUUAGCCCCAGCCUGAACUCUGAUAAAAUCACAGAGAGCAAAGAAGUCAAACGAUGGCUAGACGGCUAUCUCGGUGUCGGUGAAUGGGUGAUGGACCAAAGCAUCGCGGUGUUGGGAUCGAGCGGGUACUUCGAGCGCAAACGGUGA
Molecule: messenger RNA, 336 nt
Organism: Microsporum canis CBS 113480
Lineage: Eukaryota; Fungi; Ascomycota; Eurotiomycetes; Onygenales; Arthrodermataceae
Exons: 2
Coding region: 1-336 (111 amino acids)
Cellular component (GO): cytoplasm
Source: RefSeq, a predicted model, not a curated record